Molecule: messenger RNA, 1270 nt
Organism: Carica papaya (papaya)
Lineage: Eukaryota; Viridiplantae; Streptophyta; Magnoliopsida; Brassicales; Caricaceae
Source: RefSeq, a predicted model, not a curated record
AAAGUGUGGAGGGCGAAACCCGACAACAACAAUCUAAAAUGAUUUAAAAAAAAAACGAACUUGAAAGUUGAAAUCGUUGACCAACGGAGCUUGCCACGCGCCCACCACACGCAUCAUUUGGACAAAAUCGUUGGUCGAUCAUCUUCUCUCCCUCCUGAUCUAGACUUUCCCGUGAAAAUUCUGUUCGAAGAAAAUGCAUGAUUUCUGCUUCACGAUCCCGUACGGGCUGAUUCUUAUAGCUGGGGGUAUUAUUGGGUAUGUGAAGAGAGGGAGCACAUCAUCGUUGGCCGGUGGAGCUGGCUCUGGAUUGCUGCUCAUUCUUGCUGGUUAUCUGAGUCUCAAGGCUUUCGAGAAGAAGAAGAACUCAUAUUUUGCGCUGGUUCUUGAGACGGUUUGUGCAGCAGCUCUCACAGCUGUCAUGGGACAACGCUACAUUCAGACCUCUAAGAUUAUGCCAGCUGGUAUUGUUGCUGGCCUCAGGUAUGUUUCUGAUGAGCCUGAUCUUUCUCAGUCUGUGGUUAAUUUUGUUAGUUGUAUAUUGCCUUAACAGUAUUUCAUCUGUUACAUAAAUGUGAAUUUCUGAUAAUCUAGUUACUUGAUUCCUGUUUGUAUAAAUGGACAUGAAGAGAGGGAUAUUGUGCAUUUUUCUGCAAGUAAUUCAGGAAAGUGGAUUUCAAAAAAAAAAAAAGAAAAUUUAUUGGAGUUGUAAAUUUGUGGAAAAUUUCCCUGGAUGAGUAUAAAAUUCAUUACCAUGCACGGGAAAUCCAUUCUCUUGUUAUUUUUUCCUAUAUAAAUUCCUGACGUAUCAAUACCUGUGCUUGCAAACGUCCAACUCUGGGAAUUCCUUUUGCUUGAUGAUCUGGGAUUAGUAUAUACUUACUCCCUUAAAUGGAAACUAGAGAAGAUCCUUGUGAUAUCAGACUUGAUUUUUUUCUUCUAAAUUGAUGAGGUUUAUACCUGAUUGAUACCAGGUUGGUACCAUGUUGGUACCCGGUUGGUACCUGGUUGAUUCAACUGUUUUCAAAUUUUGGUUAAAAGAAGAUACAGAUAUGAUGAUCUAUAUGAUAGCAUGGUCAUCCUUUAGAUGAUUAGAUUGUGACACAUUUCUUUUCCCUUGGAAAAUGACAAAGUAGUUUGUUUAGUUGGCAACCUCAACAAGUAUACCGUAUAUGCUAGUGAAUGAACUUCCCCUGCGUCUUCGUUAUUCACAUGAUUUCAUUGCCAAAGGCUUUAAAUUUUUCAUGUUGCAGAUGAUUUCUCAUUUUCCAAC